AUGUCCCGCAAGACUUCAAAGACGCAACCAUCGUGCAUAUCUAGAAGCGAAAAGGGAAUCGCCAAAUCUGCGACAAUCACCGGGGAUAUGAUCUUCGCUACCCGUCACCUUCAGGAGAAGCGUCAGGAGAUGCGGACCCACCUGUACUCUACCCUCGUGGACCUGAUGAAAGCCUUCGACACGGUGAAACGUGAAGGACUGUGGAAGAUCAUGCAGAAAUUCGGCUGUCCGGAGCGAUUCACUCAGAUGGUGCGUCAGCUGCACGACGGUAUGAUGGCGCGAGUCACGAACAACGGAGCUGUCUCAGAGGCAUUCGCAGUGACCAACGGAGUGAAGCAGCGAUGCGUGCUAGCGCCAACCCUCUUCAGUCUUAUGUUCUCUGUCAUGCUGAUGGACGCCUACCGCGACGAACGCCCCGGGAUCCGCAUCGCCUACAGGACGGAAGGUCAUCUCCUGAAUCAACGGCUCAUGAAAUUCCAAUCGCGCGUAUCCACAACCACCGUUCACAAACUUCUCUUCGCCGACGACUGCGCCCUGAACACCACCUCGGAAUAG
Molecule: messenger RNA, 555 nt
Organism: Spirometra erinaceieuropaei
Lineage: Eukaryota; Metazoa; Platyhelminthes; Cestoda; Diphyllobothriidea; Diphyllobothriidae
Source: the annotation of a GenBank genome assembly